Magnusiomyces paraingens is the source of this 2286-nucleotide messenger RNA. RefSeq lists its product as uncharacterized. The coding region runs from base 1 to 2286 and encodes 761 amino acids. Gene Ontology annotation, molecular function: nucleic acid binding. The transcript has a single exon. The record is from RefSeq and is a predicted model, not a curated record. NCBI's taxonomy places the organism in Eukaryota, Fungi, Ascomycota, Dipodascomycetes, Dipodascales, Dipodascaceae.
AUGACUGGAAAUAACUAUCAAGACGACAAACCCUUUGGAAAUAAUAGAGAUGGAGGUCGAGGAAGAGGUGGAAGAGGUGGAAGAGGUGGAAGAGGUGGAAGAGGUGGCCGUGGUGCUAGAAAUUCUGGACGAGGUGGUCGAGGUGGUUAUGGUGGUCGAGGUGGUCGUGGAGGCUACAAUGGACCUGGAGGAUUUGGUGGACCUGGAAACUACGGGAAUAACUAUGGCGGUGGGGUUUUUGAAGACAAUGGUGAUGAUUUCUACGUUCCAAAACACCGUAACAAUAAUUUUGGUCAAAAAGAAAGAUACCGAGCUGGGCCAGGUGCACCAGUAGGGUUUAACCCCAAUAAUGAUACCCCAGGAAGCAGCAACCAACGAAACAAGAAGUUUUCUAACUAUGAAAAUAACCGUAAUACUUUUAAAUAUUCUUCUGCAAAUUAUAACGAAAUUCAUCAAUCACAACGUUUUCGAAAUUACCGGUCUAAUUCAAGAUUCUUGGUUCCUGUUGUGUUUGUAAAAUCAACCGAGGUUUAUAAUCCAUCGAAGUUUGUUAAUGAUUUUAUUAAAGAGCAUCAUUCUCAUAUUUCGACACACUCCUCUUUGUCAAAACCGACUAAUUCAGUGGAAAAUGUUUUAGAAAUAUCCAAUAUCGAAUCGCCUCCAGUCGAAACUAGUGAUUCAUUGGACCAGGAAACAAAAGGUAUUAAUAACCUUGUCAUCCAUGAUUCCAUCUCUAAUGCAAUAACUGAUAUUCCUGAAGUAAAUCAAUCUGAUACUGUUGAGUCUACAGAAGAUCAGUUCUCUUCAAGUAAUGACUCCGAUUCUGAUGUGAAUGAAGAUGAUCUGGCUCAGUGGGCAAUGAGAGAUAUUGGUGGUGAAGGUGAAGGAAUAGAUUAUAAUGUCUCUUCCCCUGAAAAUAGUGACAGCGAAACAGAAAAUGAAAAACUUGAAACAGUUCAACCACUUCUUAAAUUUUUGUCGAUUUAUAGAUUUCGACCAACGGUCUCAAUUAAUGACCUAAUGGGAACUCAUCUGCAAAAAUAUGAUUCCAAUGAACCAAAUUUUAAAAAUUUAUUUUAUUCAGAAAUUGUGGAAAAAUAUCCAAAUAUUAAAUUUCCGCCUAUUGAAAUGUUAUUUUCACUGAUUGCUUCUAAAGGCCGGUUUUUUCCGUUGUUAGACUGCCGUUCUACAGAUUAUGAUAGUAUUAAAUCGGAACUAGAUCAGCUUGGUCAAGAUGAAGCUACAUUGAAAAAUACAUUACUUGCAUCUUCACUAUUAGGAACCGAUAAUGAGACAUCAAUGUCUUCUUCAGUGGCUGAUCUUGUUGACAGUUUAUCUCAAAUGCAAGGUUCGAAAAAAAACAAAACUGCAAGAAAACUGGCACAACAAGACCUCGAAAAUAUUGCGCGGCUAACUUCUACAAAUUACAACGUUACUAAAAAGUCUCUCAAGGGGAAAAUAAAUUUUGAUGCUGCAGACGAAUCACUUCAUGCAGAUUUACAGAGUCAAUUUGACCAGGCACGAAAAACUCAAGCACUAAAAAAAAUGGAACGUAAGUUGCAGCGCGAUCUUGCAAAAUCUCAGUUUAAACAUGAACGUCAUAAGGAAGCUGCUAAAACCGAUCUAAUGACUAUUCGACAACGACGCGCAGAGCAGUACAAAAAAUCUAACGGUUUUGUUAGUUUGCCCAUUAAAUACCCUGUUUAUAUGAAAGUCAGCGAUGUCGCUUAUGAGAUUGAGUACUUCAUGCUUCUUCCUACUGGUAGAAAAACCUUGCCUUUUCCAGUUAUGGGAGUUCCAGGUGAUAUGAAAAGAGUCGAUGAUUUGGCUCGUUUUUACGGACUUGAAACAACGAUCAAAGGAGAUGAAACAAACCCUCAUAUUGUCGUCAUUAAAGAUAAUCAGAAACUUCUUUUUGCUAAGCAUUUAGAAAUAUAUAAUUAUCUUUGUGAGCAUGGAAAUACCAAGCUCUGGAAUACAGAUGCUUCGAUUAAUCCCAAAUUCUUAAAAGAAAAGCAUGUGAGAAAGUUAAAGCGCAGGAUAGAAACAAGAAAUCUUACUGGAAAAUCAGAAACUGGAGGUACAAAGCUGAAGGAUGGACAUAUUGUUGGUCAAAAUGCAGAGGCCAUAGAAUCGUCUAAUUUUGGUCAUCAGCUUCUUCUCAAAAUGGGAUGGACUGCAGGAACUGGUCUGGGUACAGAAAGAGCCGGUAUUUCUGAACCUUUAGUGGCAACAGUUAAAAUAACAAAAACUGGUUUAGGUAACAGCAGUCAAUCCUGGUUAUAA